AGGACGGACAGCUCGCUGCACCUGCAGUCCCGCAGGCUUUCCACCUCCUCGCUCUCUUCCACGGGCUCCUCGUCCCUCCUGGAGGACUCGGAGGACGACGUGCUGAGCGACACAGAGUGCAGGAGCCAGGGCAUCGUGCACCUGGAGCACGGCGAGGACACCAACCAGAAAAAGGCAUGGCAUACAAUUAAAACCAUGGUUAACUUACCAGUCAUCAGCCCUUUCAAGAAACGCUACUCAUGGGUGCAGCUGGCUGGGCAUACAGGGAGUUUCAAGGCAGCUGAUAGCGGGAAGAUUCUCAAACGCUUCUCAGAGAAUGAAAAGGAAUGUUUUGAGCGAUUGAUGAAAGACCCGCUACGCUCCUGUGUCCCUUGCUUCCACGGUGUGGUGGAGAGAGAUGGCGAGAGCUACAUUCAGCUGGAUGACUUGCUUACUGAUUUUGAAGGGCCUUGUGUGAUGGACUGCAAGAUGGGGAUCAGGACGUAUCUGGAGGAAGAGUUGACUAAGGCUCGUGAGAAACCAAAGCUGCGUAAGGACAUGUACAAGAAAAUGAUUGAAGUGGAUCCUCUGGCUCCCACGGCUGAAGAGAAUGCCCAGCAUGCUGUCACCAAACCCCGAUAUAUGCAGUGGAGGGAAACCAUCAGCUCUAGUGCCAACCUGGGCUUCAGGAUUGAAGGGAUUAAGAAGGCAGAUGGAACAUGUAACACAAACUUCAAAACUACGAAGACACAGGAGCAAGUUCUACAAGUUUUUGUGGAAUUCAUUGAGGGCAACACAACUAUUUUGAAAAAAUACCUCAAGCGUCUGCAGGAAAUCCAUAUCAUUCUUGAAUCCUCAGACUUCUUCAAGCGACAUGAGGUCGUUGGAAGUUCACUACUUUUUGUACAUGAUGGCAGUGGGAAUGCCAAUGUGUGGCUGAUCGAUUUUGGAAAGACCACGCUUCUCCCUGAUGGGCAGACACUGGAUCAUAGGAUCCCCUGGCAAGAAGGCAACAGGGAGGAUGGGUACUUGUUAGGGUUGGACAAUUUGAUUGGCAUCUUGGAAAGUAUCACUGAAAGAUGA
Messenger RNA from Tauraco erythrolophus (red-crested turaco), 1062 nucleotides. It is a transcript of the gene ITPKA, whose product is annotated as inositol-trisphosphate 3-kinase A. Gene Ontology annotation, molecular function: inositol hexakisphosphate kinase activity. NCBI's taxonomy places the organism in Eukaryota, Metazoa, Chordata, Aves, Musophagiformes, Musophagidae. Gene Ontology annotation, cellular component: cytoplasm; nucleus. Gene Ontology annotation, biological process: phosphatidylinositol phosphate biosynthetic process; inositol phosphate biosynthetic process. The record is from RefSeq and is a predicted model, not a curated record.